Molecule: messenger RNA, 5394 nt
Organism: Pieris napi
Lineage: Eukaryota; Metazoa; Arthropoda; Insecta; Lepidoptera; Pieridae
Product: transmembrane protein 245
Exons: 13
Coding region: 541-3120 (859 amino acids)
Source: RefSeq, a predicted model, not a curated record
AUAGUGAUGAUGGACGAUGACCUAAAUUUCAGUAUUAAUAAUAAAAUCCUACCAAUUAUAUGGUAAAAUGUGGUAUAGUUUAAAAAAUUAAAUAUACAGUAAAAAAUUGUCUCAAAUUCAAUGCCAACUCCCAAUGUCAAAUAUUAUGUGUCAGCUGUCAACGUCAAGUUCUAAUCAUGUCCCUAAUGCACUUUGAAGUUUGAUGUUUUGUCAUUUGUGUUAGUUUCAGUAUGAAGUGUUUAACGAAUAUCUAUUUUAAUUAUUUUUAAAUCAAAUGUUCCAAAAUUAAUGCGAUGAUCUCAUAAAUUUACACAUACACACCUAUAUACAGCGGGUAUUGAUUGAGAAAAGUGGUAGUUACGUUGAUCAUCAGCAUAAAAUCUUAACUUCUCAAAGGUUUUAAUUAUUUUUAAAUCAAAUGUUCCAAAAUUAAUGCGAUGAUCUCAUUAAUUUUCACAUACACACCUAUAUUCAGCGGGAAUUGAUUGUGAAAAGUGGAAGUUACGUUGAUCACCAGCUUAAUAUCUUAACUUCUCAAAGAUGCAGCAAUCACCUUUUGAAAAUAUUUUUAAUAUUAUUGGUUUAUCUGAAAGCAACGAAAAACCUAUGAAACACGGUUUUUACAAUGCCUUUGCUUUAUUUGUUUUGGCUAUAUGCUGUGCAGCUAUAUAUGUUCUCUUUCUUAUAUUAGAGCCCUUUUUUAAACCUUUAUUUUGGGCUCUUCUUGUCGGCUCCUUGCUGCAUCCAUUUAAAUAUAAAUUGUCUAAGAAAAUAAAGACCUGGUUUGAAAAUCUUGAGAAGACAAACUCUUCUGUAGUGGUAGGAUUAUUAGUUAUUCCUGUCAAUGCUGUGAAUUUUGCCUCUGAUUUUGUAGGCAAUCAGUUUAAAGAGCACUAUAAGUCUAUAAUAUGUCUUCUAUCAACAAUAUUUGUUCUGCCAUGGUUGUACAAUUCAAUUCCUAGGAGUUUAGGAUAUAUAUUUUGGCAAUUUAUAAACUUUGUAAGCGUUUCGACAACAGUUCUAAUUAGCCUGUGUACAUCUAAUUUUAUACUUACAAUAGCAAUAGCUUACACUAUAAGUGUCUACACAAUAUGGACUCCAGAAAGAGCAAGUAUUUUUCGAUGUACAUCACAUGUUCUAUGGAUGACAAUAACAUGCUACCUUGCAAGUUUAGCAGGAGACUACAAAGUUUAUAUGUUUAUAGUACUUCAGGCUUUUAUUGUGACUGGGUUUAUUCUGGAAGUUUUACAUUUUCAUAAGCAGAUGCUUUUAACAGAUCCAGAAGCAUCCAUUUUCUUAGCUAUUCAAGGAGUAAUAAUAAAUGCAUCUAUAGAAGACAAGAAACUAGAAGACACAAUUCCAGAAGUAGAUGAAAAAGAUUCAACAUCUGAAGACCUAUCCCCAAUAACUCCAGAUGUAAAAAGGGGCAGCUUCAGCAAUUUACAUAGUUCACCCCAACAUGCCAGAACGCUCUUCAAGACACGAACACUAUCAGCUCUUCCUUUAACAAAACCAACUGCCUUCGAAAAACGAAUUUCUUCAUUUAAACAAAAAUCACUUGAUGAAAACUACAUACGAAAUAAUUUUACAGAUGACGAAACAGCUUUGUACUUCAAGCUUUUGUUUUUUGGAUGUUUUUGUAUGUUGGUAUGGAAACAUAUAUGGCUUUUACCAAUAACACUGAUCUUUUUAGCCAUACAUGUCAUAAAGUAUUUACUUAAUUUCUUUGGGGUCUGGCUAUUCUUUGAACAUCACUACAAUAAUGUAAUGUUAAAAAUUAACUGCUGGUGGAAUAAUAGGCAAUCCGCAUUGAUUCCCGGUGAAAUACGCGGUAUACGUAAGAUGAUGUCAAUGUGCAACCGGACCUUUAUUGGAAUGGCAUACGAAUCAGUCGAUACAGUAUCUAGUUGUAUUGUCAUUAUAGGACUUAUUCUUUUUAUGAUAGUUGCUACCAUCUUCAUAUGUAUACAAAUAUAUUCAGAAGCAAUAGUGGUUAUACAAUUAAGUGGGAGUCUCCUUAAUAGUACAUUUGUACAAAAUAGUGUCAUUCACGCAUACCUACCUGAAGGUUGGGAGGAUAAACUUGAUUCACUUAUUGACAACGCCUAUACGUAUGGACGGGAGGGAAUAUCUACAGGGGUAAAAAGCAUCUUAAAAGAAGGGGAUCCUGAGAAGAUAGCAAGAGUAGAACAGCAAGUGUUAGAGAUCUGGGAUCGUGUGUACCAAAGUUGGGUGUCUGGACACUUUGCGGCAACUGUAGGACCACAGGUGGAUUCGUCUGCUGUUCAAGACUCCUGGGACAAUCUUGUCAGUAAUUUUACAGAGGCUCCAGGUUUAUUCGAGGGUAUUGCGAGCUGGGUCCAAGCGAAUGUGGGUACUUUAAGCGCUAUUGCGACUGGUAUAUGGUCGCCACUUGCGAGUAACGUGUCCCUACUUGCCGGUUCCAUUGGAGCCUUCACGUCUAUACUGUUUAGUGGGGGAGGCGCUAUUAUUAGUAUGAUUAUCAACUUGGUGGUAUUCUUCACAACGUUAUUCUAUCUUCUGGCUUCGAGUAAUGCAUUAUACAAACCAGUGGAAGUAAUUACUCAAAUACAACCUAACUUCGGGCCACGUCUCGGCAUCGCUCUUUCCGUUGCUAUAAAUCAGGUGUUCCGCGCUUCUUUCAAAAUGGCGUUGUUCUAUGGUUUAUGGACCUGGCUUGUUCAUAAUCUCUUUGGUGCCAAAGUAGUCUAUCUACCUUCUGUGUUAGCGGCUGUGUUAGGCGCAGCGCCAUUCCUCGGCCCAUAUUUGGCUGGCAUCCCUGCGGCUUUAGAUGUAUGGCUUCAAGGCAGGCCCAUGGCGGCCAUUAUGCUUCCAAUUGCGCAGGCGGCGCCUAUCGCGUUUUUGGACGCCGCUGUGUAUGCAGAGAUUAAAGAUGGUGGUCACCCCUACGUAACUGGUUUAGCCAUCGCCGGCGGUAUCUUCUACUUAGGCCCCGAAGGUGCCAUCCUAGGUCCACUCCUUCUCUGCUGUCUCAUGGUUGUUCUCAAUCUUUCCUCCUCCUUCCUUAGAGAUACCCCAGCAGAAGAGAGAGCGGCCUUGCACUCCCGCGUCAGCUCAUUAUUGGGAUGUUUUGAUUGAGGUGUGUAUUUUUCUGCGCUUUUGCAUGGUUAUUAUAUUACGUAAUUAUUAUUAGUAUUGGAUAAUUUUAAUUCCGCAUGAAAUUUAUGCAGUCUUAAUGAAGAUUUAUAUUUUCAGAUAUGGCGCUUAUCUAUAAGAUUGCAUGGACUAACAAAUAGGCGUCAAAUUGUGGGAUUAAUUUAUUGAUAUUUGCCGCAAAUACCCUGUUUAAUUUUUUAUUCUAUAUAUAGUCCGAGAACGUGUGGUCUCUACAUUUAAAAUUAGGCAAUUAAAUUAAAGGUAAUAGUGUUGCAAUACUUCCUCAAAUCUCCCCUAUACGUGGCAAAAUCUCAAUUAGGAUCAGCCUUGGGGCUUUGUUUGCUACAUUGACUAUAUAUUACAGGGUCGCGUUUCUUCGUAUUUGUUAAUGUUUCUUAAAAUGAACAAACAGGGUUUUUGCUAAAAAAAAUAUAAUAUUUAUUUUGUAAUGAAAUUAUAACGCUUCUAUACGUGAAACCUUAUUGAGCCUUCAACAACUGUCAAAUCAUAUUUUCUAUUUGAACUUUGACAUAUUCGACAACGGAAAUUGUGGUUUGAUAUACCUAUGGGAUAACUACCUAAAAAGUUUUAUGAGGAACUUUUUAGAGCGUUAAGAAGCUAAAAUGAUCUUUUAGGAAGGAACCGAACUACCAUAUCGACUUCUAAGAGAAUUAAAGCUAUUUAUUCUAUAACUGAUAUUAAUUACUAGUCAAGCACAAUCCUACUAAAUUGAUUUCUCAUUUUUAUUUUAUGUAUAUAUGUAGUUAUUUCCUGAUACAUAUUAAAUACUUUUCCCUUCAUAAACAGGCUUAGGCAGUGAAUCAGUGUAAACCUCAAUGCAACUGGAUUCGAUUUCGAAAAAGUUGUUUACCAAAUUUAAAUAAUGCUUUUUAUUAUUAAGUCGCUUAUGUCGAUGGUGAAAAUCGACUAAGCGAAGUCAAUGAUUAUCUGUGUUCAUGGCGCGAGUUGAACAGUCUCUGUGACACAUUGUAUUGCAAGUUAUUUGAGGGGAAGUAUCAUACAGGCCAACAUAAUCAGACAGACAAAAACAAAAUAAUAAUGGGAAUAUUUUAGACAAUCUAGAUUCGUCUUAUAGCUAAUUUGUUUUACUAGUGCUGUGUAACAGUAUUAACAUACGAAAAGCUUACUCUUGUAAGAAAAACCAAAUAUUAACAUUUUUAGUAAUAAUUGAUGGUAAUUAUAAUAUAUAAUGAAAAUGCUUAAUCGUUAGUAUAUUUAAAUAAUUGUCGUGUUUAUAACAUUAUUGUAACAAGUGAUAUUAAGAUCUAGAUAAGGCUUAGCCAUGUAUUAAAAGUUUUAGUCCAAUGUUUUACACUAUUUAACACCUUCACUGUCUUAUUAUUGCGCUUUGUUUUUUAUAAAACUAUUCAAUCGUACUCGACAUAUUAAAUAAUCUCGAUAUCUUUACUAUCCAAUAUAUUUGUGAUUGGUUCUGUAUUGAAAUGAUUAUGUUGAACAACUAGGAGUACGGCUGACUAUCUUUUCGCGACACAAGAUGGCGUUACAACUUGUUUUUUAUAAAAAUAGCAGCUAAAAUUUAAUGUCUCGGUUUUUAUAGUUAUCGCUAUUUAUGUGUUAUUAAAUAGCUGUUAGCUUUGUUCUAAUUCUUUAUUUCAGAUAUGUUAGCGCCAAUUCUACACUAUAUUAUUUGCCUGUAGGUAAGGGCCCUUGAGAUUUUUUAUGUAGGUUAUGAUUAUUACUGUAAUAUGUAUGUAUAUUCAUAUAAUAUACUCAACAAUUUCCUCUUACUUCCACUAUGUCAAUAUUAUUACGAAUGCGAAGACAAAAUAAACUUUGUAUUCUUAUUAUUAAACAAAUUAAUAUAUUAAAAUAAUUGUAAAAUAAAUGUAUUACAUCAACGUAUUGAGAAUGUGACUAUCCAACUCCAACCUAUACCACAGAUAAUAAAAGUGACUUCGCGCGGUGUCAAUUAAAAAAAUCUUUAUCUAUGGUUCAUUCUCUGGUAUCAUUCUCUAUGGUUUAUUUAUACCUAUAAAGUAAAUGUAUAUAUUACGAGUAUUAUGCAAUAUAAGUUUAAUGCCGAAGUAUAGUCUAUUUACUUUAUUAUUUGUGUAAUUGAUAUCUUAAUACGUUGAUUUAAUAUGAUAUAGAUGUAUACAAAAUCAUUAAGCCCUUACCAGUUCAAGAAAAAGUCGUCCAACGUUUACGUUAAGAUUAUAUUGCGAAUAAGUUUGUAUUAAGCACGCGUAAUCAGCAAUAUAUUGUUUUGCUUUA